AUGGAUGCUUAUUAUAAACUGGAUACCUUAAAAAAGGAAUACAUACAAAAAAAAAUAUAUGCUGAAGACAACAAAUACUCAAGAAACUUCAAAAAAUUCAAAGGCGAAUAUAAAAAAAUACACAAUAUAUACGAACCCAAACUUAGAGAGUUCUGCAAAUUACACACUAUUGAAGAACAACGUCCAUUAAUUGUAAAGUAUUUCUGCGAAAGCUUUACAUUCGAAUCACUUGCCAACCGCUCCAAGAAUCUGGUUAAAAAUGGAGCUAUCGACAGGCUUUUAUCUGGAGAAUUCAGAAGCCAAUUCGAAUACUCGAAAUCUGAUAUUGAGGCUGCUGGGGGUCCAGCUAAAUACAAAUUGCUCAACCUGUUCUACGCAAACAAGCACCGUAUUAUGCCAGGAUAUUAUGGCCAAAUAGGCUUUGAAAUUAUUAGCAAAGCAGCCAUCUACAAGUUUUCCCAUGAAGCUUACAAAGGGUCGAGUGCACAAAAAAAAACUGGUUUAAGUCACCAACAAUAUCUUACAACCGUCAUCGUCCCUGAAAUUGCUUGUUGGAUUAUCGCUGAAGACCAAGCUUAUAGUCACGUGCCAACAAGAUUAGCAUACUUAAAUGGCAAAUUAUUUAAAUGGGGUGCUUUUGGAAUAGUUCUUAAAGACGCUAAAACUGUCUCAUUGUUUAAACUUCACUUGGACGAAACCAAAAAAGGUUUGAUCCCAGAAUUGCCUUACGGACUGGAAAUAGAACAGGCAAUUUCAGAUUAUCUUAGGUCAAUAUUUGAGCACACGUGCACAUUUUUAAGCCGCCGUAUCGGAAAGGAAAUUGAUACAAAUAAGUUGCGGUUCUGCUUGCCUGUACCUGAUGGUUGGACCGAGAAAGCUAGAAACACAAUGCGGAAUGCGGUCAUUAGAGCUGGAAUCAUUAGUAAAGAAGACCCUGAAGACAGAUUAUUGCUGGUUAGCGAGUCAGAAGCUAUUGCUCUGUAUUGCGAAACUUUUCUUGUGGAAUACAAUCUAAAGCCUGGUCAAAAUUUUCUCAUCUGCGAUGCUGGUAGAUUUAAUGUAAAUGUUGUGGUAUAUCGUAAAACUGUUGAUAAUAAUGGCAAAAAUUCACUUAUGGAAGAAGUUGCAGGUGAUAGUGUAAUAAGUGGUUAUACAACUCUGGAUCCUCACUUUAGGAAUUUUGUUUCUGAUAAUGUCAACUUAUUUUUCAAAAACGUAAAGCCUUUAACUGAUCGAGAGCUGGAUAAUAUUGUUGACAUAUUCACGAACGAUAUAAAGCCACGAGUAUGCCAUCCAUCGAAUCCCCAUUAUGACAAGGAUUACAUUAUUAUACCUCUUCCUGAACGAUUUGAUGAAACAGAAUACGAUGAAGAAGACAAACUAUUUGUUGCGGAUUCUCAAUUACAUAUGCAUCCUGAAUUAAUGCUAUCGGAGAUAUUUGAUCCCGUAAUUAACCAGGUGCUAUCUUUGAUUGACACACAGCUUAAAAGAAUAGACAGAAAGCUAGACGCAAUAUUUUUAGUUGGUGAAUUCGGUCAAUCAACCUAUCUACUUCAUAAAAUUAAGGAUAAGUUUUCCACUGAAGUGAUAUUAAUUUGUGCCCCUCAUCGUGGAGAAAUGGCUGUAGUCCGUGGUGCUGUCUUGAUGGGAUUGAAUCCUCAGUUUGUCAAGCAGCGUAUCAUACGUCGAACUUACGGAUAUGAAUGCUCCUUAGAAUUUGAUAAAUCAUUAGAUCCAGAAGGACUAAGAGCGGUUGAUCAGAAUGGCGAGGUUUAUUGUAACAAUCGGUUUAGAAGCUAUGUUUUGAAAGGAGAAAUCAGAGAUGUAGAUUAUUAUGUUGAUAUAUCAUUUAAAUGCUAUUACAGCAAAAAUCCUGUAUUAAAGUUAUAUGCAUAUGAUGGUAAUCCUGAUCAUCUUCCCAGAUUUACCACAGAUGACGCGACGAAGAAAGUCACGGAAUUCGAAAUUAAAUUGCCAAAUCUUCCAGGCAAAGGUCCUAAUGAUACCGUUGUCAUCGAUGCAAAAUUGUACCUCUAUCAAACUGAAAUCAAGCUUGAAGUAGAAAUCGAGAACAUUAAAAAAAUUUAUACAGGCUCUCAUAAAAAGGUGGAUAAUAUGCCGUUUAUCGGAGAAAUUAGGUAG
Messenger RNA from Mucor mucedo, 2142 nucleotides. RefSeq lists its product as uncharacterized. The transcript is spliced from 5 exons. The record is from RefSeq and is a predicted model, not a curated record. NCBI's taxonomy places the organism in Eukaryota, Fungi, Mucoromycota, Mucoromycetes, Mucorales, Mucoraceae. The coding region runs from base 1 to 2142 and encodes 713 amino acids.